AUGGUUACGGAUAAUCCUUGCUUCCGUAGUGCAGUAGUAAAAACCUACCGAUCGGAUCGGACCGGAGGGAUACAUGUGCCUGGGAGCAAUCGAGAAUUUGAACAGGAGGUAGAAUACGCGAUAGCUAGCACUCGAUUCAGCUCUAGGAGCCGAGCCGGUGAUGAUAGACGCAAUGGUGGAGGAGCUAACAACAACGCGUUCAGGACGCAUAAUAACACCCUCAACAAGGGUCCGAGAGGCCUCAGACAGCGACAAUAUCAGCACUGUCAGAACAUCCAAGAAAUCAAUGACUUAAGUGGAAUUAAUAGCGGUAAAAAAAGCCGCUAG
Messenger RNA from Talaromyces stipitatus ATCC 10500, 327 nucleotides. RefSeq lists its product as uncharacterized. Bases 1 to 327 code for a protein of 108 amino acids. The transcript has 2 exons. NCBI's taxonomy places the organism in Eukaryota, Fungi, Ascomycota, Eurotiomycetes, Eurotiales, Trichocomaceae. The record is from RefSeq and is a predicted model, not a curated record.